Messenger RNA from Seminavis robusta, 3016 nucleotides. The record is from the annotation of a GenBank genome assembly. NCBI's taxonomy places the organism in Eukaryota, Bacillariophyta, Bacillariophyceae, Naviculales, Naviculaceae.
AAAAUGACUGACGUCAGGCUGUGAAAGGUCGCGCAGUGCUUCCAAAGGUCCUGAAGUUCCAAAGUCCAUCCACUUGCUUUUUCCCUUGCAAUGACAACAGCAACACAGCCGCAAGCUCCCAGAAUUAGAAUUAGAGGCAAGGACCACCAUGAAGGCACGCCCUGUGAGGAGCUGCGAUAUGCAGAGAAUACCAGGACCACCAAGCUUGCUGGCAGUGUUGGGAGUGGUUGGCCUUCUAACGGUGCGACCAACCACAGCUUUUGUGCGGCCGCCUGUGACAAGAAUUUCGUCAGUGCCAGAACCAAGAAAAGACAGCUUGGGUCUCUCUCUCAAUGAUGACUGGGCCGAUCUCACCAGUCGACUAGCGGGAGCGACAGCCAAGGUCACGACAACAAUUCCCACUGUUCCAAAUGACAAUGUUGCUUCGCCACAACCAUCUUUGGGCUUGUUUUUCGAUACAGAUGACUUUGUUUCUUCACUCAUCAAGCCGGCAUUGUCGAGUUUAGAAUCCACCAUGGCAGAAACGUCAGCAUUGAUCCUGGCUCUGCCAUUGGUAGCCAAAGUUGGUCUUGCUCUACUGCCGCUCGCUGCGGUCUUGUUUACGGUACUCUACAACAUGGCACUCGCGGCACCCGAUGAUUUUCGCCAGGGCAUGGAACCCUAUGCCAGGGGCAUGUAUGACCCCAUUCAAGCCAAGGCGUAUUACUCUCGACACCAGCUGUUGGUAUUGCAACGAGCAUCACAAGUCUUUCGACUAUCCAACGGUUUCCUCUACAAUCUACUCUUUGACAAGUACAUUCUGCGAGACGAAGAAACCAAUCGAGUACAGCGGGCCGAGGAACUCCUCGCAUUGGUCACCAAAUUGGGACCCACAGCCAUCAAGAUUGGACAAGCGCUCAGUGUGCGCCCCGACUUGAUACCAGCAGAAUACGCCAAGGCAUUGUCCAGCUUGCAGGAUCAAGUUCCGCCAUUUGACGGACAAGCCGCCAAGGACAUUUUGAGACUCGAGUUGGGACCGGAAAAGUACUCUCACUUGAAAGAUUUCCCAUUCAUGAGCAGAGGGAGUGGCCCCGUGGCGUCGGCAUCCAUUGGGCAAGUCUACCGAGGAUUCAUUGACUCCCAGGAGGUGGCAGUGAAGGUUCAGCGUCCAAAUGUCCUGGCGGAAAUUGCAUUGGAUCUGCAUCUGGUGCGCGAAUUUGCUCCACUCUACAAGAAACUGACACGAACAGCCAGUGACCUGCAGGGAUUAACCGACGAGUGGGGAAGAGGCUUUAUUGCCGAGUUGGACUAUCGCAGAGAGGCUGCCAGUACCAUUCGAUUCACGGAAGAAAUGCAAAAGAGAAAUCUCAAUGCCGUCAGUGCCCCAACCGUGAUUACAGACUACAGCACCGAACAGAUUCUGGUCACAGAAUGGAUUGACGGGGUACGCAUUGACAAGAGUGACGCGGAUGAUGUGCCUCGAUUGUGUGCUGUGGCCUUGAAUGCGUAUCUGGUCAUGUUGCUCGAGCUGCAAAGUCUGCACUGUGACCCUCAUCCCGGUAAUCUUUUGCGGACCAAAGACGGAACCCUGAUCAUUUUGGACUUUGGUAUGACUUUGGACAUUGAUCCGAGCUUGCAAUACUCUUUGCUCGAGUAUGUGGCACACUUGACCAGCAACGACUAUGAUAAACUUCCCGAGGACUUGGUGGCCCUUGGUUUCUUGAAGGAAGAAAAGCUUGAUUUUGUGAGGCGCAGUGGCGUACUAGAACCACUCAAGUACUUCCUGAGACAGGCGGGAGAAGGCGGAGGAGCCAAAAAAGUGAGAAAUCGCAUCUUUGCGGAAUAUCGUGAGAAGUUUCCUGGCCUCAGUGACGAUGAACUUCGAGUUGAAAUGAGGUCAGAGAUGAAGGCCAGGGUACAAGACAUGGCAGAGCGCGAAGGUGCUGUGACGGGCCUCACGGUGGAGGUAGAGGAUUUGCAGCGUCGAAACAGAGACUCUUUCCGUAUCCCAGAAUGGUUCUUGUAUACCUCCAGGGCCUUUCUCACUCUGGAAGGAGUUAGUUUGCAGGCAGAUGAGGAUUUUUCAAUCAUAAAGUCAUGCUUCCCAUACGUUGCAAAACGACUUCUUGUGGACGAUUCACCCAGGGCGCAAGAUGCUCUUCGUGAACUCCUGUAUGGAGCAGAGAAUCAAAUAGAUUCGAAGCGACUGGUGGACCUCGCAGAUGGUUUCUCGACCUACACGACAACCACAAAGGAAACACAGCUGGAUAAUGGGUUGGUGCUUGACGGACAAAGUGACGAAUCACCAGCACGACCCAUGACUCUAUCUGAGCGCAAAAACAGGUUGGCAGAAACAGAAGCUACAGUUACGCUGGCCAAAAAUUCGGCGGAUAUUCUUCUUAGUAGAGAAGGCAGUUUGGUUCAGACUCUCUUAUUGGAAGAGUCUGUUCGGGCAACUUCGGCCCAGAUCAAAGACGAGCUACGGAAUCUCCUCGUUGAUGGGCCAAAGAAAUUUCGGGACACGGUGCCGUUUGGCUCGUUUCUGCCUCCACUCCCCUUCGAGGAACAACUAGCACCCUUUGUGGGAAAGUCAGAGGAAGAAAUCCGAGCCCAGCAACUGGCAGAAAAGGUACUGUCGCUCGUGUCACAACAACAGCUGGACAAAAUUCGAAACGGUGGCAGCAGUGAGGAUUCAAAUUCUAUGGAUUCGUCACCCCCCGCGGCACUCAGUACUGUGAUCAAUGAGGUCGAACCAGAACAAUUGGCAAUUCUGUCUAGGGAACUACGGGAAAGUGCGCCCAGGUAUCUACCUCUGGUGGGAUUGCUGGGAGCCAAAUUCUCCUCAGCAUUGCUAGAGACAGCCAGUGAUAACAUCGACGCGGCACUCGCCUCCUUGGAACAAGACAGCAACGGACGCAAUCCUGCUGAAGAAUUGACCAAGGUGACAGCACGGGGAUUGUCGACUAUUGCUAAACGGGGUGCUAGUACCAUCACAGAUCAAGUUGUCAAUACAAUUCCCAAUGAUGGGCCGAACUGA